This is a messenger RNA of Acanthopagrus latus (yellowfin seabream), 2564 nucleotides long. RefSeq names its product leukotriene C4 synthase (gene ltc4s). The coding region runs from base 959 to 1417 and encodes 152 amino acids. Gene Ontology annotation, cellular component: endoplasmic reticulum; membrane; nuclear envelope. The record is from RefSeq and is a predicted model, not a curated record. Gene Ontology annotation, biological process: leukotriene biosynthetic process. Gene Ontology annotation, molecular function: leukotriene-C4 synthase activity; enzyme activator activity; glutathione peroxidase activity. Lineage: Eukaryota; Metazoa; Chordata; Actinopteri; Spariformes; Sparidae. The transcript has 5 exons.
CUCUACUAAGCUUUUUAUUGUUGCUUUAUUAAGUAUAAUGUAUUAAAUAUAAAUACGUAAUGUAUUGUGUAUUUAUUAGCUGUAGAUGAUGCACCAAUUAAAUGUAACUGCUGUUUUACAAUGGAUAAUUAAGGGGUUUUAUAUAGACUUUACGCGCUCAAUUCAAGGCCCUUUAAUAUAAAGUGAAUUUUAUGAAAUCAUUGCUUCUUUCUUGUGAAUUGUAGAUACUUUAACAUCUUAACGAGGCACGGUUUUACUACUCGUUAACAUAUGUAUCAUUUCCAAAGACCUAUCUGUAGAUUUUGAGUCUAAUUAUGUGGAAUCAGAACUAUCCUUAAAAGAAUUCUAGGACUUGAAGAAUAAAUUAAUCAAUAACAUUCAUGAACUGUAAAAGACUCAAAGGAAUUAAUUUACUUCAAACAUCAACUUUUUAAGAAUUGUUCAUUGAAUUUAAAUCUUCCAUCUAAUUAUUUUACAUAAGUUCGCCGUAAAGAUUAAGUAAAGCAACGUUUUUCUAUCAUGUUGUGAAUAAAUUAAAUAAUCAAUUUAUGUGCCAUUUAUUAUAGGAGAAAGAAUAACCAGACUGAAUUGCAUCACUUUCAUGUAUAAUACUUGAAUCAGAUAUUAAUGUUAGAUAAAAAUGUGACAACUGAAUUAAAAAAGUUAAUGUAUAAGUCUGCAUCAAAUUAAUUUAAUUUAAAUGUGGAGCUUUACGUUGCGUAAGAUUUACAUGUAGUGAAAGUCGCCGUGUUAGCUCAUCUAUGUUGUGAGUACUGAAAGUACGAUCCUGGAACGUCCAGCUGUAGGAGACGACUGGUUACUCAUUAACCUGGUUACCUGUGAGUGUGUUUUGGCCCCGCCCCAUGCAGGCGUGCUCUCUCCCUCUUUGUGUGUAUGUGUUACCUGUCAGUAUUUCCUGACAGUGUGUCAGUGCUCAGGUGCGUUUUAGUCUCACCUGAUGACGAUGAUGGAGGAGACGGUCGUCCUCGCCGCUGUGACCGUGCUUGGCGUCCUGGAGCAAGCCUAUUUCUCUCUGCAGGUGAUCUACGCCCGGAGGAAGUACUCGGUGUCUCCACCUGCCACAUCUGGAUCACCGGAGUUUGAGAGAGUCUUCAGAGCUCAAGCCAACUGUUCUGAGUAUUUCCCGAUCUUCAUCACCGUCCUGUGGACAUCUGGAGUCUUCUUCAGUCAAGGUCUGUCUGCAGUCUGUGGGCUGCUCUAUUUAUACGGACGCUUCCAAUACUUUCGUGGAUAUUCACAGUCGGCACAGGGACGUCUGGCUCCGCUCUACUUCAGUGCUCAGGUUCUGUGGGUUCUAAUCGGGCUCUCGUCUCUUGGCAUAUUCCUGACGCUAUGCAGAGUUUACCUGAACGUGGACCUGCUGCAGGAGCUCUGCUCUGCCCUCAGUCUGGUCUGAAGGGGACGAGAUGAGGUGCUAGGAGCUGAUGGGAUCAGGGGUCAAAGGUCAGAAGUCAGGGCAGAAACAGACUUCAUUAGUGAAACUAACAUCAUGUUGUCAUCACAAGAAACAAACCUUCAGGGUCAACUGUGUUUUAUGAGACAUGAACGAUGACUGAAAUCUUUUAUUCAUGUGGGUUUAUAAAGGAAUCUCACUGUUGUCACGCUUUUUAUGUAUUUUAUUUUAGCUUUAACAUUUUGAGACACUUUCAAGAUUCAAACAUGAUCUGUGAAGUGUUUUUAAAUUUCGUUGCAUGAAACAGAAACAUCCUGCUUCAGACUUUGUCUCUAAAGAUGCUCGUCUCCUGUUCAUGGCCUCAGUAUGACGACAUGUCCGUCCUGUCUGUGACAUGUCUGUAUUAACCUUUAUAAACACCGUUUCUGCCUCGUCCCAUCUUAUUGAAACAUUCUCUGUAAUGUAUUUGAUGAUGCUGACGAACCAUAUGUCUGUGGUAAUAAAACUUUGACUCUUUCAACUGUUUCUCUUCUUCAUGGAGGAGUCACAAAGUCAGGUCAUUCUGAACAUACUUUUUAAAGAAAUUAUGAUUAUCCCUUUAGAUGCUUUGUGUGUCUUUUAUAUAUUGUAAUAUGAAUACAGAUUAUUAAUAAACCAGUGUCUGAUGGUGUCAUAGACAGUAAGUUAGAGGGAAAUGUGUUUAUUGAGUAGAGUGUAAUAUUUGUCUAGAGACAGCUGAUGAAAUAAAACCUCUUGGCCUCUUAAAUGAAAAGUGUGCUGAAUAUGAGGUUUGACCACAAGGUGGCAGCACAGAUGUUAUGAUUAACACAUCAGCGGAUGAGUUUCAGGAGCUGGGCAACAAUUCAAUAGUAUAAAAAGUGAAAAGUAAAAUAAAUGUUUAACUUGUAAUGGAUAUUCUAAUUUCGAAUCUAUUCAAAUGUCUGAUGGUGUUGCGUUCGCUGUUGACAGUUGCAUAUUUUACUUAAAUGAAAGUAUUCAUACCUCUGUGUAGAAAUACUCUGUCGCAGUCAAGUAUCGAACAGUACACACAGUUAAGUCACAUGUAACAGGACUUGUGUGUAUCAUGUGUUAAGUGCUAAUGUACAGCUUAUUCUUUCAUUAUAUUAAUCAGUCUGUCACAGAGUAUAAG